Messenger RNA from Pocillopora meandrina, 438 nucleotides. NCBI's taxonomy places the organism in Eukaryota, Metazoa, Cnidaria, Anthozoa, Scleractinia, Pocilloporidae. The record is from the annotation of a GenBank genome assembly.
AUGCUUCACAAGUGCAGCACUGGAUCAUUUGUUCUUGAGGACAUUGCAGAUAGCCUGGGUAUAAAGGGAGCUCAUAAACGAUUAACGGAGAAGACCAUGAAUGGAAGGCAAUUCCAAGACACAAAGAUCCAAAAUGGCUUAGUUUUCUCAGAUUUGAGAGGCAAAAAUCGCGUUCAACUGCGAAAGGUAUUUACAAGUGAAGACCUAUCCCAGCGAGAAGAUCUGUUUUCCCACAAAGUCGUCCACAAAUGGAAACAUCUCAAGAGCACUACUGACGAUUUACCACCACAGAUACCUGGCGCCAAGAUUGGCCUUUUCAUCACACAAACGCACUCUCAAAAAGAUAAGAAGUUCCUAAAUAUAGUUAGUGUAGGUACUCGCCAUACGAAUGAUAAUCAUUACGAAACUCCCCUUCCAUUCCGUAGCGAGGCCCCUUGA